Molecule: messenger RNA, 2026 nt
Organism: Phasianus colchicus (ring-necked pheasant)
Lineage: Eukaryota; Metazoa; Chordata; Aves; Galliformes; Phasianidae
Gene: DIO1
Product: iodothyronine deiodinase 1
Biological process (GO): thyroid hormone metabolic process
Molecular function (GO): thyroxine 5'-deiodinase activity
Source: RefSeq, a predicted model, not a curated record
CUCUUCCGCCUCCGUCCGCCCCCUUAAAGGGACCGCGGCCCCAAUUCCGGGUUGCCCGCCCGUCUCGCUGUGCCCGCCCCGGCGCUCUGAGCGCUGCAGGGACUGCGCCAGGAAAGGGUUAAGGGCUGCAGCGUCCGUGUAUUAACUGCGUACGUACCUGCCCGUAUAGGUUAUAGAGCUACGAGAACGUAAAUGUAUGUUUCAGUGCAUCAUACAAAAAUAAACAUGACAUAUAUGCACGUGCGUGCAUAUGUAAUUUAUACAUCCUCCAUGAUCUAAUUCUUACUUUUAACCGGGGAAAGCACCCCGAUUCGUUAAUGAUGUACACAGCACACCUGUGAGCAGCUCAUAACCACGCAGGCUCAUCAGGAAUCUCUGCGUUGCUGCCUUGCUGUGGAUGGGGGCAGUGCAGCUGCGGGCUCCUCGCUCAGGCAGGCGCUGGAGCCCACUUAAACGUGAAGAACAGUUUGAGGCAAGGCAGAAAUUCAGCCAAACACGUAGACAUUUCUCCCCACCCCCUCACCUCCUUCCCAUCUCACUACCUUUGCCCCCGCUGUCACGCUGUGGUCACUUUGAAGCAGCCAGACCUCUGGCACGAUGUUCAGCACCAGGGUGCUACUACACAAACUCCUGAUUCUUUUGCAGGUUACUCUGUCUGUUGUUGUUGGUAAAACCAUGAUGAUACUGUUCCCCGACACCAUGAAAAGAUACAUCCUAAAGCUGGGAGAAAAGAGCAGAAUGAAUCAGAACCCAAAGUUCAGCUACGAAAACUGGGGUCCGACUUUUUUCAGCUUCCAGUAUUUGCUCUUUGUGCUGAAAGUGAAGUGGAGGAGGCUGGAGGACGAAGCCUAUGAGGGACAGCCUGCUCCCAACACACCGGUGGUGGCUCUAAAUGGGGAGAUCCGGCAGCUCUCCAGUUUCAUGCGAGAUAACCGACCUUUAAUCCUCAAUUUUGGAAGCUGCACCUGACCUUCAUUUAUGUUAAAAUUUGAUGAGUUCAACAAACUUGUCAAAGAUUUCAGCUCUAUAGCAGAUUUCCUUAUCAUCUACAUCGAAGAAGCUCACGCAGUAGAUGGAUGGGCCUUCAAAAACAAUGUUGUUAUUAAAAAUCACAGAAGCCUUGAGGAUCGAAAAACUGCAGCACAAUUUCUUCAGCAGAAGAAUCCCUUAUGUCCAGUAGUUUUAGACACGAUGGAAAACCUGAGCUGUUCCAAAUAUGCAGCACUGCCAGAAAGACUGUAUAUACUUCAAGCAGGGAAUGUUAUCUACAAGGGAGGAGUGGGGCCUUGGAAUUACCACCCCCAGGAAAUACGCACCGUUCUGGAAAAAAUGAAAUAGAAAAAGAAGAGGACAUCAGAGUAAAGACUGUCUGGAUAUAAAAGCUCAAUGGAUAAGUUUUCAUAGACCUAAGAGUUAAAAAACCAAAAUCUCAAAAUACUAGAAACAACUAGAAAGAGACUAACAUACGUGCAUUUAAAGACCAUCCGUAAUGUGGUUCAUCAUUCACGUGUCUGGAGAUGUUCAGGUCUAUCACAGCCACCUCAGCUACUGUGCUUACAUCAGUCUUACUGUGCUGCACCAUGUGCAGUAAUGAAUACCAGCAGAGUCCACUGAGCUGUUAUGACUGGAUACCAACAUCUACAUUCCUACGGUGCAGGAUGAACCUUAAGGGUAGUGCCAUUUGCAAGAGCAAAUUUCAUGCAAAACAACUGAUUUCACAUUAUUAAGUUUCUCUCUCUCUUGUAUACAAACCAUUUUUCUAAACGUUCAGUUUCACUCACUUUAGAAGGCUUCUGAAUGAGACAAUCUCUUGACAUUUGUUUCUAUAAUAUUUGUUAUGACAGUCACAGCAUAAAGCACAGACAGCUGUGACCUGAUUUUAUAAAAUAUUUUUAGAAACAAAGGAUUGAUCUCAGUUAUUUAAACAAAUAAACAAACAAACCUUUCAGACUGCCAUGGUUCUCACUUGUUUUUUUCCUUCUGGCUAUUUACAAGCAUUAGUAGUUUCCAUUCAUCCUAUUAAACA